Messenger RNA from Onychostoma macrolepis, 2171 nucleotides. RefSeq names its product gap junction protein, alpha 12.1 (gene gja12.1). Bases 156 to 917 code for a protein of 253 amino acids. Gene Ontology annotation, cellular component: connexin complex. Lineage: Eukaryota; Metazoa; Chordata; Actinopteri; Cypriniformes; Cyprinidae. Gene Ontology annotation, biological process: cell communication. The transcript is spliced from 2 exons. The record is from RefSeq and is a predicted model, not a curated record.
GGCAGCCAAAAACAUUGUGAAAUCCAGUGCACUGAAGUUCAAUCUUUACACCUGACACAUGCCAUUUAAUCAUUGAGCAACACAGUCAAUCAGCCCCACACUGAGACGCAAGUUGUCACAGUUUUCCAGGCAGAGAAGAUACUAAAGGCACAAGCAUGGGAGAGUGGGGCUUUCUCUCCAAGCUGCUGGACAAAGUGCAGUCUCACUCCACGGUCAUUGGGAAGGUGUGGCUCACUGUCCUCUUUGUCUUCAGGAUAAUGGUUCUCGGAGCCGGGGCUGAAAAGGUGUGGAGCGACGAACAAUCAAAAAUGAUCUGCAACACUAAGCAACCUGGUUGUACGAACGUGUGUUACGAUCACACCUUUCCAAUCUCCCACAUUCGCUUCUGGGUACUUCAGAUCAUCUUUGUGUCCACGCCAACGCUUCUAUACUUCGGCCACGUUCUGCAUAUCCUCCACAAAGAAAAGAAACUGAGAAAGCAGAUUGAAAGCCAUGAGGAAAAGCAAGGUCUCAAACAUCCCAAAUACACCGACGAUCAUGGCAAAGUUAUAAUCAAGGGUCAAUUGUUAGGUAGUUACCUAGCCAGCCUGUUUGUUAAGAUCUUGCUUGAGGCUGCGUUUAUCGCAGGCCAGUAUUAUAUUUACGGUUUCAUAAUGAUCCCUAAGAUAGAAUGCUCCCAAUCUCCUUGCCCUCACACGGUUGAGUGUUACAUGUCUCGUCCCACAGAGAAAACCAUCUUUAUCAUCUUCAUGCUGGUGGUGUCGUGUAUCUCUCUGCUUCUGAACAUUAUUGAGAUGUUCUACCUGAUAUGCCGCAGGUCAAGGAGACAUCGUGGCACACAGAUGAGCACGUUCUCGCAAGGAUUAAACGGAUCCAAUAUGUACAUUAAAGGAACUUCAAAGUCUACCUUAACUUAAGGCUGAAAAGAUCAAGAUGAUGUUGAAAGCUUGUCCAUAGCUAAAUUAAUGUAGGAUCUGGGUAUUCAAAUUCACUGUGAUCAUUUUGUUUUGCACAGUUUUUGUUUUGCUGUGAAAUUAUUAUAUGUAUUUUGAACAAUGUUUGCACCAUGUUGAUGAACAUCUGCAUGGCGCCGCAGGGCAUUUCAGGUAAUUUUAUAUGGACUUUAUUUAACUUUUAACCUUUAUUAAGGUAAUGUCGUGUCAUGUGACUUAUCAUUUAUCUAUUCUUAUAAACUUUGUGAUGCUCUAAUUGUUUUACAGUAGAAUUGUCAUAAAACACUUAGACAAUAGUUCAUAAUGUAACAAUGCAUGUACAUUCUUCGCUCUCUGUUUGGUUAAAGCAAACCAUAUGUAACUAUAUAAGAGCAGUGUUAGUAUAUGGCAUUAUUUGUUUCAUAAAAGCAUAUAGCUCAUGCUAAUUUUAGCACUUACACAUUGUGCUUUAAUCAUGAACUGUUUUUAUUAGUUAAUGUGUUAAAACCUUUGUAAAUAAUGUUACUAUGCUUUUUCUUGUUAAGGUACAUUAAAGGGGGUAGACAUGUAGGCCUAUACCUGGAAUUGUUAGUUUCAUUAAUUUCAGCAAAGAAUUAAAGGAGCAUCCAAACAUAUCAAUUGCAUCAUUUACUCACCCUCACUUUGUUCCAAAACUACCCAAACUACGAUCAUAAGGUAUCAUCGAAGUACUUCACACAUCUCGAGCUGUUGGAAUCUAAUUUGUUCUAAUUGAAUAUGCGCAUAUUUUAAGGUUUUAACUCACAAGUAUUCAAAUAUGGCGUCUGGCGUUUCACACCAGAUUUGAAAUUAGUAAAGCCAACGCUGUUUCUCAGGAGUCUUGUUACUUGACUAAUAUUUAUUUCCCUUAGUGGUCGAUGGAAGAAAGAAACCCAUAUUAAUGUUGAGACGACCUUUGUCUUUUUUUUUCUUUGUUUUCUAAGCACAGCAGUUUUUCACGGCUAUAAAUAUUGUAUUAAUCUGUCUGAAUUGUUAUUUUAUGCAUUGAAAAUGUAUUGGUGUCUGAGUUGCCUGGGUUUUAAAAUAUUUGUAAUCCUCAUACGCCCUCCUGUGGUGGAAAGAUAUACCAGCAAUGCAAAUCUCCAAGACUUUUCCUGAUUAAUAUAGGACAAUUUACCCAACUUGCAAUAUUUAGAAAUGUCUAAUAUUUGGAAAUGUCAUUUCUAUUGAACCUUAUAAACAACACGCUUGGUUGAUGUU